This is a messenger RNA of Cuscuta epithymum, 842 nucleotides long. The record is from the annotation of a GenBank genome assembly. NCBI's taxonomy places the organism in Eukaryota, Viridiplantae, Streptophyta, Magnoliopsida, Solanales, Convolvulaceae.
CAUCAUUCAUCUCUAUCAAGUCACUAAUCGUUCUUGUGUGAGACAGAUACUUUAACAAUUUAGUUUUCGUUAUGAAAAGAAAUACGGAAAGUGAAGAGUUGGAGACACUAGCCAUGGCUAACUACCUCUUCCUAUUGGCGAACUUCGGAAAACCGUCAUCGUCACCACCACCGUCGUCCGAUGAUGUUUCGUCUUUUCAAUGCAACACGUGCUACAAGAAGUUCUCCUCGUUCCAGGCGUUGGGCGGUCAUCGGGCCAGCCACAAGAGGCCCAAACUCCUCGGUCAGGCAGAAGGAGAGCAAAUGGCGGGUGUGUCGAAAAAGCCCAAGAUGCAUUGCUGCUCCAUUUGUGGGCUUGAGUUCUCGAUGGGCCAGGCCUUGGGCGGGCACAUGAGGCGACACCGGGCCGCGUUGAUGAAUGGGUGUUUAGAGAAAUCGGCGGUGGAGGCGGCGGUGGUUCCGGUGUUGAAGAGGACGACUAGUGGCAAGAGAGUGUUUGGGUUGGAAUUGGAUUUGGAUCUCAAUCUGAGUCCGCCCGAGAAUAAUGAUUUCAUGUUCGGGUCCAAAACUACGCCUCAAACUCCAGUUUUACGUUGUUUCUUUUAAAAUUGUUUAUUACUCACUUUAGGGUCAUUUAUUGGCUAUUGUGAUUUAGGAUCAUUCUUUAAUUGCUUCUAUUCGUGUGUACAAAUUGUUUCAAAUGUGACGAUGUAAAAGUUGUAGUUUUAGUUGGAAUCGGUUGAGGAUUUCAAAAUUGAAUCCGUGAAUCUAAUGUAAGAAGAUUGAAUAAAAUAUAAAUGCAUGUCUUAAGUCUUAACCCUUCAAAAUAAACAUGUCUUAAAC